AGAGAAUUGAGAAGAAGAGCAGAGACAUCGGUCUACACAGCAUCCAGUUUGAGCUCCUAACCGAGAUACAGUCAUGUUUGCAAUUCUUCUGACUGUAUCAAUGUUUAGCCAAGGUUUUACGAUGGUGAGCUAUGGAAAAAGUUUCAUCACAGCAUUUCCAGAGGAUUUAGGUUACUUUUAUCCAAACACUUCAAGUAGUCUGAGAGUCACCGCCCUCAUUGAUGGCACUUCUGUCAACAUCUUCUACAACGGCAACAGCACACCAACACAGACGAUAUCGAACAUACUGAAAGGCCGAACUGUAACUGUGGUGUUUCCAAAAUCUGCUGAAGUAUAUCAACUCAACUACUCCACACAAUCUAUCCGAAUCACCAGUAACAAAUACAUCGUAGUACAUUCUGUCAGUAGUACAGCUUUAACGAUUAAUGCAAUCUCUGCCCAGACCAAUGUUGUUCAACCUGAAGAAAAUCUUGGAAUGAAUUACCUGAUCCCUUCACUGAACUACACAAACUUUCUCACAACGUUUGGCAUAUCCCAGUCAACAAAAUACAACUCAUUCAGACUGAUCAUCAUCAAUGCUGAGGACACAGAAAACAAUAUCACAAUAGUCAAGAACAUAUCAGACAAAAUUCAAUUAGUAAACUUCACGAUCCCAUCAUUCCAACUUAUCCAGUUGCAGGCCGAUGAUUCAAUGAUGAUGGUUAACUCGAGUUGUAAAAUAGCUGUGCUGCUGACUCACCCGUGUCUAGAUAAAAAAAACUGUACAUGCAGCAUGAUAGUCAAUCAGAUUCUUCCUGUGAGAUUUCAGGGUCAGAACUUUGUUGUGCCCCAUGUUCCAGAUAUAACCCAGAGACAGUUAGUUAUGACAUCAAAUGACAAUGCAGACUUACUAUCUCAAGACAAUACUCCAUUAAUUUCUAGUUCAUCAGGGUAUCUGUCUCUUCCGGAUCUGAACACUAGGUAUGUCACUGCUUUGAGUAACGUGUCUCUCAGACUGAUCAUUCCAGGACUUUUCAUUGAAUUGAUCCCAGAAAACCAGUUUGCUGCUUGCUACAUGCUGCCGUUCUAUUCAGACAAUCGGUGGGCGGUUGUGAUAACUAAAACAGACAGCAGAGAUCAGGUACGCAUAGGUACAAGUCAGCUUAUAAACCCAGACUGGUAUGAUAUUCCUUACACACAAUAUUCUAAAGUUAGAAUAAGUUUACAAAGCCCAAUGAACAUUAUCUGGCAUCCAAGCUCAAAGAUUGUUGUUUAUAUAGUGGAGUCAAUUGGCAACACAGUUUAUGGAGGCCCAGCUAUACCUAUAAAUGAACAGCCAGAUCCAAAUGGCUGUAUGCCUCCUGGAGAGUUUGUAGUUGGAGAUCAACCUCUUAAAUGGACUGAGUCCCUGGCUUACUGCACAAAACCUGAGAGAGAAUUUGCCUGUCCUAUAAAUAAAAACCUCCAGAUAGAGUUUGCCAGACAGGUUAACACAACAAAUGUGGAGGGUUGGAUCGGUCUGCGCCGUAGUCUAAUGACUACAGCCUGGUACUGGCAGACGAGUACAACAUCAGCAUCAUCAUCUGUGGAUUACGUUCACUGGGCCAAUGGGCAACCACAGGACAAAAAGUUUGAACUUUGUGCCUCACUGUCACUGAAUCGUACAGAUGAUUUUAAAUGGAAAAGUGCUAAGUGCUGUGAGAAAAAGCUUCCUGUCUGCUACAAACAACCAAAAAUCUUGCCUCUUUUAACUAUGACUUCUACAGUUUACAUUCCUUAGGAUCUUGUGUAUAUUUAUAAUAUAAUGAUACUGUAUAUCUUAGUGCAUUUCUUAAAUUUCUGGUGGGUGAUACUAAACAUAUAUGUAUAAUCCAUUAUUGUUAAAUUAUUCUUACUACAUUAAUCGUGAGAAAUAGAUUUGUAAUGCAUGUUCAAUGACAUUUCUAUUAGCCUUAAAAAAACAUGUUCAAAUUAGC
Messenger RNA from Paramisgurnus dabryanus, 1955 nucleotides. RefSeq lists its product as uncharacterized. NCBI's taxonomy places the organism in Eukaryota, Metazoa, Chordata, Actinopteri, Cypriniformes, Cobitidae. The record is from RefSeq and is a predicted model, not a curated record.